Molecule: messenger RNA, 1647 nt
Organism: Protobothrops mucrosquamatus (brown spotted pit viper)
Lineage: Eukaryota; Metazoa; Chordata; Lepidosauria; Squamata; Viperidae
Gene: SHISA8
Product: shisa family member 8
Exons: 6
Coding region: 1-1647 (548 amino acids)
Biological process (GO): regulation of short-term neuronal synaptic plasticity; regulation of AMPA receptor activity
Cellular component (GO): AMPA glutamate receptor complex; postsynaptic density; dendritic spine membrane
Source: RefSeq, a predicted model, not a curated record
AUGGGUUCGCCGAGGAAAGCGUUGCUGCUCCUUUACCAACAAGAUGACAUAGACUGUCGAAAUCGACAGGGCAUGCCUUCCAAGUCACCUUCUGGAUCUGGUGCAGACAAACGAUCCCGGUCCCGAGCCCCACAAAAUGGCAAGUGCACUUGUUUUUUGGCCAAUGAAGCUCAAAGAAACCAUGACUGGGGACCAGGAGACAAUGACCUUGGACCACUUCGAUGCCCACAUUUAAAUGGUGUUACUAUGAUCACCCAUGAUGAUGUCUUAAAGGAGAAUAUGCCCUGUGUUGCUUGCACAAGAAGUCAGGAGGUUGAAGUGAUUUCCUUGUGUCCCCCUGAUGAAAAAUGCAACUCCUCAUUUCCACUGCCAGCAAUUGAACUUGGAGCAACUGUGCUGGUGACUACAAAGACAAUUCAAGAGAACAUCCUCAAGAAAGCAGUUUUAGUAGUGAACUGGAGUGGCAUACAGAUGGAACGGUGUAUUUUUGGAUUCUAUUGCUUAGUUCUUAUGGACCCAGGUCAAGUUUGGACUGGAACACUUAAUCCUCAGAAACGUGAGUCAGAACUGCAGGUGGAGGUCAAAGACAAUACCACAUUGGGUCCGAUCUUAGAGGACACAAUUGUAGCCCCCACAGAGUCCAUCUUUGGGGGAGAUCGGUGCCUUGGUUAUUAUGAUGUAAUGGGCCAGUGGGAUCCUCCAUUUAACUGCAAUUCAGGGAUCUACAAUUUUUGCUGUGGGACUUGUGGUUACCGCUUCUGCUGUCAAUUCACAAGUGGAAAACUUGAUCAAAGUGGUUGUUCGAAUUAUGAGACACCGGAAUGGGUCAACACAGGCCAACCACCACCUCGAGUGGAUGAGAGUCCUCAGAAUCCUACCAAGGACAAGACCAACAUGAUUGUAUACAUUAUCUGUGGUGUGGUGGCCAUCAUGGUGCUGGUGGGUAUCUUCACCAAACUGGGACUGGAGAAAUCCCAGAGCCCUCAAGCAGAGAUUACCAUGUCCAGAACACUCACAGAUCUUCUAAAGCAGCCUGGUCACAACUCAUCUGAUCACUUGCCUGAUGGCCAUAUCAGCAGUGUGCAGGUCCAGAUUGGUGAUAGCCUUUCUCGGGGAUCUCCCACAAGUAACAAAGAUCAGAAACACCUGAACAAUGCUGUAAUCAACUCCUCCACAAUCUCACAGAUUGGGCUAUCACACUCGCAUAACAAUCAGCUGCAAAUGACAAGUGUUUUACCUAACCAGGCUUCAGACUAUGCCAAAUAUGCAACUCUCAAGGCUGUAGAAAGUGCCCCCGAAGAAUUCUACAAGAGGUUUCCCAUGGUGGAGAUGCCAUCGUCAGGCACCUUGUCAUUUUCUCCCCUGACACUUCAUCAAAAUGACCUCCCACCUUUUCCAGAAAGCACUGCUCUCAUUGGCUUGGGGACACCAGGACAGAAAACUAAAGUGAUGAAAACCAAUGCAGGCAGUCCUGUCUUCAAAGGGGGCUGGGAUCACAGCCAUCCUGAAUUUCGACGACAAGCUUAUGCCACCAGGCGUCAGUUCAGUAUUGAGAAGCUGCCUGAGGUCUUCAGCCAAACCCCCACUCAUUAUGCCCAGCAACAACGGCUUUUUUCCACUAAUAGCAAGACUGAGGUCACUGUCUAG